UAAGGGAUAAAUUUGUUGUGUCUGCAACAAAGGAACCACACAAGAUGAUUUGAUUUUUUUAAAUUAAAUUGCACAAAAUAUUUUGUAAAAAAUGUUUGCACCACCGAAACGUAAAUCGAAAAGUUCGAAAGAUAAAGAAAAAAGUAGUAAACAUGAACGAGGUGGUAGUGCAAAACGAAUUGAAGUUUCCGAAAAAGUGGUAUUUAAAACAGAGACUGAAACGGAUAAGAAAAAAUUAACACGAAAUGCAAGCGCAACAUCGGCAACAGAAGUGGUGGUUUCGGAUGAUAAUUUCAAUUCAAAAGUUAAUAAUCCGUUGUCAAGGGAUAUAUCAAUUGAAGGACAGGUGCCAUUGGAUACACAAAUUGAAAGAGGAAUAAUGAAUUUAUUAGAACAGGAAAUAGCAAGAGUUGAUAAAAAACAAUACCCACCACGGCCACAAAGUUUAAGCUUUUAUGAAGAUGAAUUCGGGGGUGAUGAUACCGAUUUAAGUGGACAAUUACAAGCAUUAAGUCCGGCUGAAAAACAAUCGAUUGUAAAUCGUACAAAAAAUAAUUUUAUGACAAUAAAUGCAAAUGUUGAUAUCAAUUCACCAGAUGUCCAUAAUAAAAAUGAUCAACAUGGUGGAACAUCUUCAAAACGGAAUAGUGACGAUUAUAAUUUGAGUAAUAGCCGUGAAAAAAUUGUAUCCGAUCAGAAAAAAUUGAAAAAACAUCAACGUAAAAAUAAGAAAGAUGACACUAAUGGCGCUGGUUCGUCAAGUGUUAAAAAAUCUAAAAAACGUAAUCAAAGUUUUUUCAAUGAAGCAUAUCAACCAAAAACUGAUAUAACCAUGGCUUUGGAAGAUUUACAAGACGAUGUGUUUGAAGGUCCUGCACCAAUUCACGGUUACAAUUAUGGCGAUUCACCAAAAUCACCACAAUAUGGAGGAAUAUCACCUCCAUUGGACAUACCAACCAAAAUAUAUAUAGGACAUAAUCAAUUAUCAUCAUCAAAUGAUAAUUCAAAUCGAGCAAAACCGGUGAAUCCUCCAUUAAGUCUUGGAGAUAAACAAUUUUCGGAAAGCACACCGGAUUUAAUACCAUUGGACAUUGCCAUAUUCCUACAAAGAAUUUGGAUGCCAUUCUCAACAUUUUGCCAUGGCCUGCUGGCGGGCGUGGCUUUAAUGAAUUUAAUGAUGUUAUAUGUAUUUAAACCAAUUGAUCAUGAAGAUUUUAUAAUGGCAUGCAUUGAACUCUCAGAAUAUUACAAAACAUUAUUCUUUAUCUUAUGUAUAAUAUGUAUUGUUUCUGUAUUCGAUCGGUAUGAUUUAGCACAUUUAAAUAUGAAACAUGUUACUGAUUUAUGGAUUUAUCGAAAAAGUUGUAUAGUAAUUGUUAUUUAUUUGGCAACAUUAAUAUGCUUUUUAUCAGAAACCAACAGAAAUGGAUAUUAUCAAUUGAUUAGUGAAAAAACAGUACGCGUUAUCAAGCAUGACGGUGUCCUUCUCCAUUCAAUGUGGACAUCAAUUGGUGCAAUACUUGGAUGGUUCAUAUUAUCAUGUUCCAAAUAUGAUGAUCUAUUACGCAUUCAUUUAGAUAACAUAUCAACCAAAUAUAGUAAUAAUGAAUCAAAUAAAAAUGUCAAAUAGAUUAAAAAUAUAAUAAUUGUUCUGCGCCAUCUUGUGUUUGUUUUCUAGCAACAUAUCUUUGACCAAAGCAAAUCAUAU
Messenger RNA from Chrysoperla carnea, 1708 nucleotides. RefSeq lists its product as uncharacterized. Gene Ontology annotation, cellular component: ciliary transition zone. The coding region runs from base 92 to 1630 and encodes 512 amino acids. Gene Ontology annotation, biological process: cilium assembly. The transcript has 6 exons. NCBI's taxonomy places the organism in Eukaryota, Metazoa, Arthropoda, Insecta, Neuroptera, Chrysopidae. The record is from RefSeq and is a predicted model, not a curated record.